Molecule: messenger RNA, 1068 nt
Organism: Drosophila eugracilis
Lineage: Eukaryota; Metazoa; Arthropoda; Insecta; Diptera; Drosophilidae
Product: pancreatic triacylglycerol lipase
Exons: 2
Coding region: 1-1014 (337 amino acids)
Biological process (GO): lipid metabolic process
Molecular function (GO): lipase activity
Source: RefSeq, a predicted model, not a curated record
AUGAAAGUGAUCGUGGUAUUGCUGGCCUUGUUGGUAGCGGUUAUUGCCCUUCCCAUUGAGGAGCGUGUUAAUGGAGAAAAUGGCUGGUAUGUGCCUCAGGAAGAUGGUAGUUUUGAAUGGAUAGACAAAAGGGAGGCCGAGGUGCUCUUAAAAAGCCCAGCUCCCGUCGAAGUUCGUUCCAAUGACGUAUCCUUCUACCUGUAUACCCAAAGUAACCCAACUGAAGGACAGGAAAUUACUGCCGAUGCAUCCUCUGUUGAAAACUCUUACUUUGACAAGAACCAUGGCACUCGUUUCGUGAUCCACGGAUGGAAGGGACGCUACACAGAUAGCAUGAAUGUUGACAUUACCAAGGCCUGGCUAUCGAAGGGAGAUUACAACGUGAUCGUUGUCAAUUGGGAUCGUUCCCAAUCCGUAGAUUAUGCCAUGUCUGUACGUGGUGUUCCUGAAGCUGGAACCAAAGUGGGAGAGAUGAUUGAGUACUUGCACGAGCACCACGACAUGUCUCUGGAGACUCUUAAGGUUAUUGGUCAUAGUUUGGGUGCCCAUGUGGCUGGUUAUGCAGGCAAGCAAGUGGGUGGCAAGAGAGUGCACACUAUUGUAGGUCUGGAUCCUGCCCUGCCGCUGUUCAGCUACGAUACUCCAGACAAGCGUCUAUCCAGCGAAGAUGCCUUCUACGUGGAGUCUAUCCAGACCAAUGGCGGUGUUAAGGGAUUCGUAAAACCCAUUGGAAAGGCCACUUUCUAUGUGAGUGGAGGAAAGAAGCAGCCAGGAUGUGGUGUGGACGUUGCAGGGACCUGUUCCCAUGCACGAUCCGUGCUCUACUACGCUGAGGCCGUCACCGAUGACAGUUUCGGAACCAUCCAGUGCCAGGACUACUUAACUGCUUUGGCAAACGAGUGUGGCAGCACCUUCAGCAACGUUCGCAUUGCCGAGGAAAAGAAUGCCAACAGUGUGGAGGGCCACUUCUACGUGCCUGUAAACAGCGAGGCUCCAUUCGGAAUAACUGAAUAGAGACGUAUCAGAAAUAAAUAUCAAUUAUCAAUUAAAUGAGCUCCCAAAAAUCAA